Molecule: messenger RNA, 915 nt
Organism: Schistocerca piceifrons (Central American locust)
Lineage: Eukaryota; Metazoa; Arthropoda; Insecta; Orthoptera; Acrididae
Exons: 2
Coding region: 1-915 (304 amino acids)
Source: RefSeq, a predicted model, not a curated record
AUGCAGACGCUCCUGAAUGUUGUGGGUGAGGCGGCGACGUGGGCCGGGCUUACCUUCAAGCCGUCGAAGUGUGCCACGCUUCACAUCCGCCAUUGCGAGACAUUAGGCACGGUAUUCGCCCUGCAAGGGGGAGAACCAGCCGUGCUCGAUGAGGGUGACGCCUACCUUCAUCUUUACGUCCCUACCGGGUACAAAGUCUCGCAGACGCCAACGGAUGCGAUCGCGGCAAUUCGACGUGACUUGGAGCUCCUGAACGCUUCCCUGCUGGCUCCUUGGCAGAAGAUUGACGCUGUGCGUGUCUUCCUCCUCCCCAGGCUUGACUUUGUCAUGCGGGGCGGAGCGGUACGCGAGGGACCAGUGUCUGCACUCGACAAGGCAGUUAAAGCGGCUGUUAAAUCCUGGCUCUCCCUUCUGCAGCUCGCCUCGACCGAACAACUGUACCUCGCGCUGGGAGAGGGAGGAUGUGGCGUGAUGCCGCUCACGGACGCUGCAGACAUCUCGACCAUCGUCCACGGCUUCCGCAUGCUGCACUGCGACGACGCCACCGUCCGCGACAUCGCCCGCCGCCGACUGGGGAGGAAGCCGAGUCGGGCCGACUUGGCCACUUAUCUUAGCGGCAGCGUCGAAUGUGACCUCGCACGAGACGGAGGCGACAUCCAGUCACUGUGGACACGUGUCAGGAACGCCACAAGGCGCAUAGCGCCGCGUGGUGUCACCUGGUGCUGGAGUGAUCAGCUUUCUGAGUUGCAGGUGGAGGUGCUUCAGCGCCAUAGUCCGCUGCUUCGCCUCAGGGGUUACCCAACUUCAGGUGAGCUUUGUCCGCCGAUGCUUGCCGUGGGGGUGUCUGAUGAUGCAGCUGUUGACUGGCGCGCCGUGGCUACGGAGGUGGCCAGCCCACUCUGCUUGGGCGAGUGA